This is a messenger RNA of Ectocarpus sp. CCAP 1310/34, 459 nucleotides long. Lineage: Eukaryota; Phaeophyceae; Ectocarpales; Ectocarpaceae. The record is from the annotation of a GenBank genome assembly.
AUGGACUUGGCGGCUGGCGUGUCCACCGCCCUGCCGUCGGCUGCCUCCAUCCAGGACGCCGCUGAUGUGGCAAACGGGUCUCGGCCCGACCUCCAAGACGCGGUGCGCUGCCUCCUCGUGGCGAUGCGGGCGGCCACCAUGAACGCAACGUCUCCGGUGGUGUGGCCCGGCUGCACCGUGGCGGCUCCGGCAUCGUCGGCGUUCCAGCAGCCCAAGGCCGGCCGCGUCAAGGCCAAGCCGGCUCAGCGCACCGUGCUAGAGAGUAGCUCGGGCGAGGACUCGGGCUGGAGCUCCGCGGGAGCGUCUCGCCGCCCCCCGGAGCCAUCUUCACCUGCGUGCGAUGGCCAGGCACGGCAACAGGCCAAGCGCCACACGAGCAGGACUCGUGGCAGUGGAGGCGGAUCGGGCUCAGGCGAGGUAGAACUUACCGCAGCAUCCAGCGAAGUGGACGAGACGUAG